GGAGCCGCGGUCUGUGCGGGCUUUCUUUCAUCUCCGCCCAGCGACGUAGCUUCCACGAUCCGCGACUCAUGGCGCUUGGGCGUCAGAUACACGCGCCCGCGCCAUGUUCUCGCGCGUUUGCCUGUUCCUGUCCAUGAACAAUCUCUUACUAGUCGUCAACCAUCACUGCCAGCACAUCUUCGCCCACUGAUCUGAACCCCCCCCGCGCCAGCGAGCGAGCGAGCGAUGGAAGAACCACCCGAUACCGCAACCCUCGUAGCGAGCCUGAACGCCGAAAGCGAGAGCGCGCGCAAAUAUGCUGUUUUCAAGCUGAAAGGUUUACUGAAUGAUCCUUCUUUCGCGGAUGGGUUUAUUCAGAAUGGGGGCUUGCCGGCUUUGAGGCAGGCGGUGUUGAAUACGACGGGGAAUACGCAGGCUUAUGCUUUGGGGAGUUUGGAUGCGCUUUUGGAGUUGGAUAUGGGGUGGGAGUGUUGUGAUCAGGAGUUGUUGGAGAAGGCGCUUUCGCUGGCUAUAUCGCAUCCUCUUGUUAAUAUUGUCCGCAACGCCCUUACGCUUCUGGUCCUUAUCGUCUCGAGACCGGUUCCUGCGGGUCAGAGCGAUGCUUCGUCUGCUAUUUGCGGCUUCCGCGCCAUCAAGCCUGCCCUCGAUCAUCAUCCUCAGUUCCUCGAUUCGCUUGUCCAGCGUUUGAGCGCGUCGGAUCAUACGCUUUGCGCCAAUGCUCUGCAACUGGUUAACGCGCUGAUGCGCGACGCGGUACUCAAUGGUGGGGAGAACGAAUGGCCGAAGUUUGUGAAGAAGCUGCAAGAUCUGGGUGUGAUAGGAGGUGUGGGAAUGUUGAUGCGUGGGGAUGCAGCAAAUUAUGCGGACAGUCCUCUGGCCAUGGCGAUUUUGGAGUUCCAGGAUCUCACAAAGAUCUUGCUGCGGAAGUGGAGAGAUGUUACGGUUAAUGUGGAGCUUCCUGAACAUAAGAGGGCGUUGAAGACGAUACAUUUGCUGAGCAAGCCGGAUCCUUGGACACCAGUGGUAGGAGCGAAUGGGACGAAAGGGCGAAAACAUCAUCCUGAGAAAUGGCGACGUUUGGGUUUUGAGACGGAGUCUCCAGCUUGGGAAUUUGACGAGACUGGAUAUCUUGGAAUGAUGGAUCUUGUGGAGUUUGCGCGUCGCAACGAGGACCUUUACCAGAAGACUUUGCUCGAACAGGCUUCCCUUCCGCGAGAACAACGCUGUCCUAUCGCGCGUGCCAGUCUGAGCGUCACGUUGGUCCUCUACGAGCUUUUCGAAAUCGACGACAGUACAAUGGGCGGGCUUCCACAGUACCGGAAUAGCUUCGAUCGCGACCAGAGUGUCGAUCGACUUUACAAGCCUCUCCUUCUGCAAUGGGGUCGACUUCAUACUGCUGCUUUGAAUACCUUCAUGAGGUUGUGGAAGGAUGCUGGGGCAGAGCAGCAAGACAUUUACAAAAUCGAGGAAGUCGUACGGAUCGUGGUUGAACGUAUUGUCGGUCUAGCACCUCGCAAGACCGAUAUUGGUCACGUCGAAGAGCAGCUUCGUUUGGUCAGCCUCAACACAGCUCGGAAAUGGCAAAUGGAGAAUUUGGACGACGUGUACCAAGACGCCUGGGGCCCGCAUCUGGUGGAAGUCCACGAGCAACUUCGCAACGAGAGUCUGCAAUUCAUGAGGGAGCAGCGCAUAAGAUGUCUGCUCCAGGGCUCGUGGUUCCCCAUGUCAGCUGCAGGGGACAACAGCUCGUGGCAGUUUGUCAGACUCAGUCACAAUAGAAGAUGGCUGCAGUACCAGACAUACCCUGAAGCUGGAGAUUUCACGCCCUCGCUGGCGGAUUUGCAGGAGAAGGUUGAUUUGGAUAGUGUGACCUCAGUGGACAGCAACGUUUCGGCACCAGAACGUCGACCAACGAUCACCGAUGAUCAAAGUUCAAGAACACUGCAUAGCUCCGGGCGCGGGUCUGCGAAGACCUCAACCACAAAGAUUACCAUAUUGGGAACUCCAGGCGCGACAAAGAUUGCGGCUCCUGAUGAGGAUGAACAGAUCCUGCUGGAGCUCUUCCCGCAGACCUCCCACCUGGCAUCGGAGUGGUUGGAUGGGCUGUUAAUGCUCCUGAACCAGCAACCAAUCACGCAAGACACGGCACGUUUGGUGAACAUGUGCGAAGAUUGGGGCGUGAGGCUGAGAAUGCUGAACUUGCGCUGGGAGGAUGUAGAUUGGGAUGCGCUAGAGCGUAGCGCCAAAGGUGAAGAUGUCGAGUUUCGACCGGUGCCGAGCAGAGAAGGGCUUGAUGAUGGAGAUUUCUGGUAUGCGCUACCAGAUGAGCAGUAAGUAGUAGUAAUAGUAGUAGUAGAAGAUGAUACCCAACUUUCAAGUUUUAAUGCAUAGAAGCCCCGUAUUAUUGCAGACA
Messenger RNA from Cercospora beticola, 2413 nucleotides. Its product is annotated as ELMO/CED-12 family protein. Gene Ontology annotation, biological process: cell motility; actin filament organization; protein phosphorylation. NCBI's taxonomy places the organism in Eukaryota, Fungi, Ascomycota, Dothideomycetes, Mycosphaerellales, Mycosphaerellaceae. Gene Ontology annotation, cellular component: plasma membrane. The record is from RefSeq and is a predicted model, not a curated record. Gene Ontology annotation, molecular function: protein serine/threonine kinase activity; ATP binding.